Molecule: messenger RNA, 2851 nt
Organism: Nothobranchius furzeri (turquoise killifish)
Lineage: Eukaryota; Metazoa; Chordata; Actinopteri; Cyprinodontiformes; Nothobranchiidae
Gene: cep89
Product: centrosomal protein 89
Biological process (GO): mitochondrion organization; chemical synaptic transmission; cilium assembly
Cellular component (GO): centriole; ciliary transition fiber
Source: RefSeq, a predicted model, not a curated record
CAUGUAGCUUGUCAUGAUGAUGCGUAUGGAUACAAGCCACCCACCCGCAGUGACCAGUUUGAUUUAGUUAGCGUGCCUAUCUUCAGCGAUGUUUAGUGAAUAAGAGUAAUAAUGACAGACGUAAAAGUAAUAGGAAACCAUUUGGGCGUUCUCGAUGCAAUUUGAUAAAAUAAUGGUCGGUAAAGUCGAUCCGUGGGACGAAAACUUACAUCAACUUCGCCAAGCUAGGAGUAAAGUGAGACGGUUUUAAAAUGUUAAAAUUCAACUUCAGACGGGAGAAAGACGAGGAAUUUAAGCAUAUAGCUCCUGGCAUGAUGCCUGCUGCCUCCAUCGCCCCUAAAGCGGUUGUGCCUCGUACUCCUCCCCCCCAAAGACCACACCCUUUACCCAACAAUGUCAGGUCAGCUGUAUCAGCGGCCAUUUUGUCCUCCUCUCUCACUGGACGGACGUUGGCCCUCCCUCCUCCUGCCCGGCUGAGGUCUUUCUCUGGGAUUGACCCCUCUAAACCAUUUACACCUGAACCAAACCUCAGCACGGCACUUUACAGCGGACGGAGAUGGUCGGAGGAUUUGGCUAGCCGGUCUCACCUGUCAUCUCCCAAUCACUCAGAGGGAGAGCUUGAAGCCAGGGGAGAGGAUGUGGACAGUCAAGAAGAUAAGGAGGAACACAUUUAUCAGACUUUGGUCAGACAGGAGAACCUGAGAUUGUCGGGGGCCAUCUGUGACCGCCCUGUAGAAGCAAAGUCCAGUACGCCUCCGGCCCCUCAGAUGUCUGGUAGACCAGAGCCAUCCUCAGUGGGUCUGACAGUUUCUACAGAAGGGAUGAACACAUCUGUCGGACAGAGCCCUGAAAACUGGAGGAGCCAGGAGCCAUGUGGGUCCUUCCCGCCUGUCCCAGCCGCUGACCUUCCCAGGUACACGGCAUCAGAUCUCAACCAAUUAUACAGCCAGGUGCAUAGGGAGAAGAACACAGGGAUGGUGGACAAACAAACACUGCAGGAAAAGAGACCACAGCGCCUGGAGCAGGAGGCUAUUGAGAACAGAGCCUCUCCUGACCCAAAGCCUUCUGCAGGCAGUCUGGCAGAGCUCCAGAGUUUAAGGCAACACGCCCAGGAGCUGGUGGACAAAAACGAUGCCCUGAAGUUGUUGGUUCACCGUCUGAGUGUGGAGCUGAGCCGCUACCAAGCUCGCUUUAGGCCAUUGUCCGAACAGGAGAGCUCAAAAAUCAGCAGGCCACCAACGGCGGGCCCUCCCCCUCCAUGGCUGCUCGACAUGAAGCACAUGUGCCCUCUGCUGCUGGCUUACGAAGACAGAAUUAAGGAGCAGGAUGCUAUUCUACAAACCAAAGAGGAGGAGGUGAAGAAGCUACGACUUCAUGUAGAUGAGGCGAUCAAAGAAAAGGAGAGGCUUCAUGAUGACAUUUCCAAGAUUGGUGUGGUCAGCCAGACAGACUGUCAACAGCUUCAGCAGCAAGCCCUUCUGGUUUUGCAGGAGAACCAAGUUCUGAUGGAUCAGCUGGAGGCUCAGCGUGUUAAGGCCAAGGCCAGUCACAGCAGACACCAAUCAGAAGCAAUAAAAGUGUCCAAGCAGCUGAUGCUGUUAGAGGCAGAGAAGCAGAGUUUGCAGGAGGACCUGGAAGAGAGCAGGAAGGAGUUGCAAAAGCGCGCAAAGGAGGUUCAGGUCCUGCAAGCCCACCUGAAGGAUGUCAUCACCUGGGAUGAGCACUGCAGCAUAACAGAGAAACUCAGAAGACAACUGGAGCAGCAGGAAAGCAAAAGCACGGGUGAAAUGGAGCAGGUCCUCCUGAGGGUCUCCAGGCUAGAGGACGAGAACAGGAGUCUGGCUGCGGACAAGGCCAACAUCGCUGCUGAUGCCAGAGCAGUGAAGGCUGAGCUGGAGCUCUGCAGACAAGCCAACAGGAAGGCUGAGAGGAGAGUGAGCACACUGAAGAGACAAAAAGAGGAGUGGAAGCUGAAGGAGAAGAACACUCUGCAUCACCUGGGAGCUGUUGUUUCUGUGGCACAGCACAUCUCCAAGGAGAAAGACCAGCUGUUGAACAUGGCUUCCACUCUACAGGAGGAGAAGCAGAGGUUUGUCACCAAUAUCCAGAACGGCACUCUUCGAUUCAGCAAACUACAAGAAGAGAUCAAAGUGUACCGCAGGCAGGCGUCAACCAGGCUGGCAGCGUUGGAGGAGGCAGUGGAAGGGAAGACGGCUUCUUGCCAGAGGGAGAUCCUUCACCUGCAGAGGCUGCUGAGAGAAAGACAAGAGGCUGAGGAAAAACUGCUGCAGUCCAAACGAGAGCUGGAGGAGGAACUGAAGGUGGUGUGGCAGGCAGCGUCCCGGGAGAAUCAACACAUGAAGGAGACUCUGUUGGACUCAAAAGUGACCUACAACUUGCACGGCUGGACACAUUAUGGCAGUGCCUCGCAUGCCCAGCUUGCUCCGACUACAGAUGAGACCAGAUCCUCAUCUGAAGAAACACGGGCUGGACUUCUACUGCUGAAAGAGUUGAGACAGACCCUGCAGAGACGGAGAAGCUCCUGAGUCAGGAUCUCCUCAUUAAAACAGUAACACUUGUAUUAUGGUGUACUGGGAAACGGGAGUUGGAGUCACUGUGAUGUAGAGUUUGUGAUAGACCACAAUUAUAUAUAUAUAUAUAUUUUUUUUUUUUUUCCAGGGAUUAACAAAAUUGCCAAAUACAGAAACCUGAAAGCUUCAAAUUGUCCUGAUGAGCAGAGCCUAUGGUGCCACCUACAGGUCUUACGUGGUAUUUGCAUGUGCUAAGAACAGGAACAUGAGUGUAUAUAUUAAUUUCAGAGUCUUGGUUGAAAUAAACCUGUCACAUACGA